Messenger RNA from Nelumbo nucifera (sacred lotus), 861 nucleotides. RefSeq names its product mRNA splicing factor, thioredoxin-like U5 snRNP (gene YLS8). Gene Ontology annotation, biological process: mRNA splicing, via spliceosome. Lineage: Eukaryota; Viridiplantae; Streptophyta; Magnoliopsida; Proteales; Nelumbonaceae. Gene Ontology annotation, cellular component: spliceosomal complex; U5 snRNP; U4/U6 x U5 tri-snRNP complex. The record is from RefSeq and is a predicted model, not a curated record.
GUUCUAGAACAGGGUAGAGGGCUCUGUGAUUCUCUUCCAUCCAAUUAAACUGAAAAGUGAAGAGCGAGCAGACCAGUUGGAGCAAUUUGGGGAAUCUCUUUCUUUCUCUCAUUCUUGAGUUCCUGGUUUUCUGUUUCAGUCAUUUCUCAAGACAUUUGUGGGUUCUGUUGCUUGAAGUGUUAGGGUUUAGAAUUCGAAAAAGAAAGAGGGAAAGAGGUAGCGGAAAGAAUGUCUUACCUUCUUCCUCACUUGCACUCCGGCUGGGCCGUUGAUCAGGCCAUCCUUGCUGAGGAAGAAAGGCUCGUCGUCAUCCGAUUCGGCCAUGACUGGGAUGAAACCUGCAUGCAGAUGGAUGAAGUGUUGGCUUCAGUUGCUGAGACGAUAAAGAAUUUUGCUGUGAUCUACCUAGUAGACAUCACAGAGGUUCCUGACUUUAACACCAUGUAUGAGCUGUAUGAUCCCUCAACAGUCAUGUUUUUCUUCCGUAACAAGCACAUCAUGAUUGAUCUGGGCACGGGAAACAACAACAAAAUCAACUGGGCUCUCAAGGACAAGCAGGAGUUCAUCGACAUUGUGGAGACCGUCUAUCGUGGUGCCAGGAAGGGUCGGGGUCUGGUAAUUGCUCCAAAAGACUAUUCUACCAAGUAUCGCUACUAGGUUCUGUAUGCCUACACUGCUCCGUUUGUGCUUAUCUUAAUUGGAAUUUUAUCCUUUUAGUCCGGCACUGGAUAUAAUUUAUGUUCCCAACUUUGUUUUACUUGUGUGGAUGAACCGGGGAUCUCCAAUUGUUUUUAUAAUGGCCGUCUAUUGAAACACUCAUAUUAUGCCAAAGUAAGCUAUUGUGUUGUGCUCGAUCCUAAC